Messenger RNA from Labrus mixtus (cuckoo wrasse), 5302 nucleotides. RefSeq names its product adenylate cyclase type 2-like. The transcript is spliced from 26 exons. Gene Ontology annotation, cellular component: plasma membrane. NCBI's taxonomy places the organism in Eukaryota, Metazoa, Chordata, Actinopteri, Labriformes, Labridae. Gene Ontology annotation, molecular function: adenylate cyclase activity. Gene Ontology annotation, biological process: adenylate cyclase-inhibiting G protein-coupled receptor signaling pathway; intracellular signal transduction; cAMP biosynthetic process. Bases 525 to 4331 code for a protein of 1268 amino acids. The record is from RefSeq and is a predicted model, not a curated record.
UUCUGCCAGUGCCUCGUACAAACCCAGACAGGCGCGGACUUUUCUAACGUCUGUCAUUAAGAAACGACGAUUGAAUUUGGAUAUUUUUUUUGACCUUUAAGCCGCUUUUAAAGGUGAAAACUGUCCCGAGUGCUCUCUUAACUAAAGUUAAAAGGUGACAGAGAAAGUUGAGCCACGAAGACAAGAGAGGGAAAUUAACUUUACAGCGUGUGUAUGAGCGGUUCAGCGUUAAACGGGACGAGACCAGAGGGACGUUAAUAAACAAAAAGGACAGCUUUUCCGCAAUCCGGGAUGAAUCUGCACUCGACAAAGACGACUAUGCUACGGUCUAGGAUUCCAUACCAGCAAAUUUGGGAACCUUAAUGGAUGAGAUUAACCUCAAAAAGAACCUGUCACACUGCCCUCAAGAACAUCUGGACCUGUAUUCUUGAUCCGUGUGAUGUAGAUGUAGGGGGAAAGAAAGGAUAGACUAUUAGAAAAAAGCAGAUAGACUGUGGGGUCCCUCACACUCUUCAUAGGUCACAAUGCCAGACCAGUUGCAGGAUUCUCAGGAGAAGGGGGGGCCUGGAGAAGAAGCACCGCCGGUUCCUUUGGUGCCGGACGUUCGGGUCGCUUCCAAGGGCGAUAACUUCCUUCACACAAAAGACGGCUUGAAACAACCUGCACAAGAAAGUGAUAUUUCAAAAGUAGGACUUGAGGAAUCCCAGAUCUCUGUGGUGGUUGGUGUGGCGAAAACGGCGCAGGCUCCUGAACCUCUGAAGGCAAAUUCUUUGUCAAAGGGCGCCGUGACCCCACAUGAAGAUCGGCUACAAACGCACAACAGCAACAGUGACUCUGACUACAGCGUCACUAAAUCCAGCCCUGGAUAUGUUAACGCCGGCUUCAUCCCCGACCUCUGCGAUGUCGAGUUAUCUGAGCUCGACAGAAGCUCCCUUGAAAAGACAAACCACAUCUCUCCCCUUAAUUUCUCUGAACCCACUUCAGACAAAAGCACCAAAAUCAGUCCAGCGGAGGACGGAGGCGAAGCCAAAGCAGACUGGACCGACGAACCAAAAGGAGAGAAAUCGCUAAGCGAGGCUUCAUCCGACGCCUACCACCCGAGGGACAGCAUCGACGUCAGGUGGGACGAGGACGACGAGGACCGGCGGAGCACUCAGUCCGGGCGGAGCGUGAAAGAGGGGGUGUGCUGCUGCUGUCAGGCCUUCAACAGGGGGUGUCUGCGGUGCGUGGAGGAGACGCCGGCCAUGCUGUCCGGACUGGUGCUGUCUUUGGCCUUCUGUGUGGCCCUCAUCGUCCUCAUCCCCACCACAAGAAAGAAUAUUGCCGUCCAUGUAGGAGCUCUGUCCGUUUUGUGCGUUGUUCUCUGUCUGAGCGCCAUCCUGCUCGUCUGCCUGCCCUGGCUGGCCACAGUGAGGCGCUGCGGAGGAGCCCUGGCCCUCUUUGUCUGGGGCACUCUGUACAUCACCGCCAUAGUCUUCAUCUUCACCGGGGGACCUGUCACUGCAUGGGAACAGGUGGCGUUUUUCCUUUUCCUCUCUCUGAGCGUGUACACGGUUCUUCCUCUCUCCAUGGCCUGGGCCCUCAUGUUUGGGAUUGGUACCAGCGUCUCACACAUCAUCAUCAUUAGUGUCUACGUCCCUGUUACGAAACCAGAGACACCCGAUCUGGCCGUCCAGCUGAUCGCGAACGCCCUGCUCUUUGUGUGCGUGAACUGUGUCGGGAUUUUCCACCUGUGGGUGACGGAGCGCGAUCUCAGGGUCUCCAAUCAGAAGAGAGAAGAGUUCAGCGUCAUCCGCUCCCGGAAGGAAGUGCGGAAAUAUCAGCAGGAGCAGCUCCUCCUAUCGGUGUUGCCACGUUACAUCGCCAUGGAGCUGAAAACGGAGGUGGUGAAUAGGCUGACCAAGCCGACGGGCAACAAUAAGAAGAACGAGUCCAACUUCAACAACUUCCACAGCCUCUACAUACGGAAGCACAAAGACGUCAGCAUCCUGUACGCCGACAUUGUGGGCUUCACAAAGCUGGCGAGCAGCUGCACGCCAGAGGAGCUGGUCGCCGUGCUCAACAAGCUCUUUGGCAGAUUUGAUGACAUCGCCAAGAAGAACGGGUGUCUUCGCAUUAAGAUUUUGGGUGACUGCUACUACUGUGUAUCCGGCCUGCCUGACCCCAUUCCCACGCACGCAAAGAACUGUGUUCAGAUGGGGCUGGACAUGUGCACCGCCAUCAGCAAGCUGAGAGAGGCGACGGGGGUUGAGAUCAGCAUGCGGGUCGGGGUCCACACCGGCAACGUGCUCUGCGGUGUGAUCGGCUUGCAGAAAUGGCAGUACGACGUGUGGUCGCAUGAUGUCACGUUGGCCAAUCACAUGGAAUCUGGAGGUCUACCUGAGCGAGUCCACAUCACAGAGGAGACGCUGCAGCACUUAAACGGAGCAUACCAAGUGGAGCAGGGGGACGGGGGGAGUCGGGAUCCUCUUCUUAAAGGGCGGAACACCUACCUGGUUCUCGACCCCCACAAGGCGCGCAGAAUCUCCAGGAGACCUAAAUCAGUAAACACUCUGGCGUCAGGUGAGCCCAGGCAGCGGGCAUCGGUCCGGAUGUCUCAGUACCUGCAGUCCUGGAGGACCAUCCACCCUUUCGCAGACCUCAGCAACCCCGAAGCCACGCCCUCCAAGAAGAGAAAACUGCCCAGAAGCAUCACCGAUGUCAUGAAGCAAUCACAUCCGUCUGCUGAAAGACCAUCCUUCCAGAGCAACCUCUCCGGUUUGGAUGUGGAUAGUGGUGUCGUGGGAACACUGGACACUGUGGACAAUAAACGGCGAAGGUUAAAGAAGCUCAACUGUUUCACCCUGCUGUUCAACGACCUGAGCCUGGAGAGACAGUUCCGCGUCUCAGAAGUUACAGGUUUACAUCACUCCAUGAGCUGCAUCGCUCUGAUCUUCGUCACCCUGUUCGCUGUUCAGAUGCUCGUCUCUAAGAAUAACUUUGAGAUGGCCGUGUCCUAUGGUGUGACCUUCCCUGUCCUGGUGCUGCUUCUCUCCAUCGCUUUCACUGGAUACCUGGAGAAAUGGCGUUCUAAGAUGCCCGUGGGUGUCCAGUGGAUUUCAGGGCUUUCCCGCGGUGUCUCCCGCCGGGUGGUGCUCAGACUCUUUGUGGUCGCUCUCCUCGUGCUGAUGACUCUGCUUAUGGCCUUUCUCAACCUUGUCUUCCUGCCAGGAAACAACUGCACAGCGAUCGUCAACAGGACAGAGCUGGAGGAUCUGAAACUUUACACUGUGCCUUACUACCUGUACUGCUGCUUGCUGGCCAUGCUGGGAGUGAUCGUGUUCAUCAGGACGUGCAUGUCGGUGAAGACGCUGCUGCUCACGCUGGCCGUGGUGGUUUACCUCGCCCUCUUUCUGCACGUCUACGCCCCGAGGUCGUACUGCCUCAUCGACCUGCUGUACCCAGACAACGGCACCAGGCCAGGAGUCCUAAAAGACCCUCAGAUCAUGUCCGGGGUUUGGCUUGUCAUCUUUUACAUCGUGUGCCUCAUUCUGGCCAGACAGGACGAGCUCAGUUGCCGUGUAGACUUCUUGUUGGAGCGUUGUUUCGUCGCGGAGAGGGAGGAGAUGGAGACCAUGGAGAACGUCAACAAGCUCCUCCUUCAGAACGUGCUGCCGCUCCACGUCGCCUCCGUCUUCUUGGGGAAAACUAUUCGCAACCAGGACCUGUACAGUCAGUCAUACUCCUGUGUGUGUGUGAUGUUCGCCUCGGUGCCAGAGUUCAAAGAGUUUUACAGCGAGAGCAGCGCCAACAGGGACGGGCUGGAGUGUCUGCGCCUCCUCAACGAGAUCAUAUCGGACUUUGACGAGCUUCUGUCAAAGCCCAAAUUCUGUUCAGUGGAGAAGAUCAAGACGAUCGGCAGCACGUACAUGGCCGCCACAGGGCUGACGCAGUCACCUCAAUGGGACGAAACAAAGAAAGUGGAAGUCUCCUACAGUCAUGUGCGCUCCAUGCUGGAGUUUGCCAUCUCUCUGAUGGGCAGACUGGAGCUCAUCAACACACACUCCUUCAACAGCUUCAAACUCAGGAUCGGGAUAAACCACGGGCCGGUGAUCGCAGGCGUGAUCGGCGCUAACAAACCUCAGUACGAUAUCUGGGGGAACUCGGUGAAUGUGGCCAGCAGGAUGGACAGUACAGGAGUGCUGGACAAGAUACAGGUGACGGAGGAGACGGCCCAGAUGGUGGAGAGCGUGGGAUACAACGUCACCCUCCGAGGCGUGGUCCACGUCAAGGGGAAAGGAGAUCUCACCACCUACUUUGUGAACACGGAGCAGUCGUCUCCUCAGUUCUGACCUCCUCCUGUCUGAGGCUGAGCACACUUUAAAAGACUUCACAUGUCCAUGUUUGUUUUCAUGAACCUGGUGUACCUCACGGCUCUGUCUCGGGGACUGAGACAUUUGCACUGACUCAAUGCUGAAUCGUGUAAAAAGGAGUCGCCUUCGUCUUUCGGAUGAGACCCUAAAUAAAAUCCUAAGAUCCGGUGAAAUGAAGACUACAGCUGUGGACUGAAAGCAGAAAGCUCUCUACUCAUGUACCAGUGUACGGAGAGCCACAACGCUAACUGUAUCUGUACUGUAUCAAUAAUAAUAAUAAUAUUAUUAAUUACAUUUAUAUAGCACUUUUCUAAAUACUCAAAGACGCUUUGACAGGAAACAACAAAAACAAAGCACUACACUCCUCGUCUCUGCCUUUUUUAUAAUCAUUCUGAAAAUACAUAAUCUUAAGGAUGUUUUACUUCCUGGUGUCUGAAUCACAUGCCAAUCCAAAAGUGUUCAUGUACGAUGAAUGUAACCGAUGUACCAGAGACUGCAGACGUUUUAUGAGCUACAUUUGAACCCAUUUACAGGAAUUUAUUUAAAGUUAACAUUUUAUUUUCACUUUAUUUUGGUUUCACAAAAUUCAGAUUUUUGCCUUUUUCAGCUCUAAAAGUUUUAUGUGAGCCCAUGCCGCUACAGAUGAUGCUGUGUCUUUAAGAAGGAUGGGGGGUUUUUGUGAUCCUGUUUGGUCUUUUUUACAGGCCGACAAACUGCAAAAACGUUUAUGAGUCAGAAAUUAUGAAGGGGAAAAAGAAAGAUUUAUGUGAAGACAAAGAAAAAUUAAGCAACUGGGGAAGGUAAACUCACUCAGAGUGGACAAACACUUUAACCAUGUACUCGGCUGUAUUUAUUUGUAAAGGUUAGGAGCUCUCACUCACUGCUUGUGUUACUGCUCUCUGCUGGAGUCGGAGAUGCCCGCAUGUUAAAUUAAAAGGCGUGACAUUUGA